AAGGAGAAAACCACGAGAAAAUUUAAUAAAAAAAAAGGAAAACCAAAAAAUUAAGAAAAACUCCUUAAUAUCCUACUGCGCUUGCGUGAGCCCAAUGCCCAUAUUGCCUGUGCAUAUUGCCCAUUCAUUAUCCAUUUAAUUUGUGCAGACUUUUUCGGUAGUGCUUUUCAUCUUUGAUUUUCUUGUUUGUUGUUCGUAUUUGCUGUGUCAAAUAUAAUUAGAUAAAAUCAGUGUUCUAAUCUAACUAAAUAAUAUUUAAAGUAAAUAAAAAAGUGACAAUAAUUCAAACUGUAUACCAUUUAUUUUCAUCGUUCACUGCACUAAGAAUCGAUCCAUCAUCCGAUCUUUCCAAAAUGCUUGUUUUCUAGCAGCGUUUCAGCAAUUUUUUAGAACUGUUUAAAUCUUCAGUGGUCCCCGCCAGCCACGCAUGGAAGAACAGGCGCAGCUCCAUAACGGCCCCAGGCAGCCCCACCGCACAGCUACACGUAUGAAACGGCCCCUGACAGCGCUCCCCCUAGCGUCGUUGCGUCGCCAGUUCACCAGAGACCUUUUGGAAUGGCCCAAACUAUGGACACUCACGGCCCAUCAGCCGGCCCAAACGAUAACGAAAUAAGUGACAAGUCGCGCCGCGAUAUCACCCUCCCUUGCACCGACAGCAGCAAUUGUAACGGCAACGCCGCGUGUCGCGAUAGUAAUAGAUCUAGCCUAAGUAACGAUAGCGCUAAGAAAUCUUCGACGUCGUCAUCGUCCAAAAAUGGGAAACAGAAUAAGGGAAAGAAGUAUGACCUGGAGUUGUAUCUUAACGAGAAGAACUCUGAGAAUGAGUCGAAGGUUGAGGUAAACCCGCUUUUCGAAUCGGGAGAGAAAGAACGGCUUUUAAACCGAACCAUCAGCAUGGCAGCGGACGACAAACCAGUAUUACACGUGCAGUUUAACCAUAAAGAUAGCGAUUCGUCAAUUAUUAAGCAAGAACCCCCAUCGACUCCAUCAUCGGACGAUGAUGAAUCUAGUUCGUCAUCCUCCAGCUCAUCAUCUAGCGAAUCUCUGGAGAUCUCCGAGGCCAGACCGCCAGACGGAGGCUGGGGAUGGGUGGUCGUCAUAGCCUCCUUCGUAGUUAAUCUGAUCGCCGACGGUAUAACGUUCAGUUUCGGCGUCAUAUUCGUAGAGUUCUUAAAUUACUUCGGGGAAAAUCGCGGAACUACAGCCUGGGUGGGAGGCUUGUUCAUGGCCAUGCCGUUGCUUUCUGGCCCGGUAGCUAGUUUUCUCACCGACAGAUACGGUUGUAGAAAAGUAACCAUUUUCGGUGCUCUCUUAGCCUCGGUAGGGUUUAUUAUUAGCUCCCAAGCCAACAGCAUGAUGGUCCUGUGUAUAACCUUCGGGGUAUUAGCUGGAUUCGGGCUUAGCUUGUGUUACGUAGCUUCCGUAGUCAUCGUAGCUUAUUACUUCGAUAAGAAGAGAUCGUUUGCCACCGGAUUAGCCGUAUGCGGUAGCGGAAUAGGUACAUUCAUAUUCGCCCCGUUGAUCCAACUCCUUCUCGAUGAGUACGGAUGGAGAGGAACAACUUUAAUCCUUGCAGGGCUCUUCCUGAACAUGGUGGUGUGCGGAGCCUUAAUGCGGGACCUCCCUUGGACCUCGGAGAAACAGAAAUCGUUAGCGAAAGAGCGAAAAAAGAACAGGAAGUUGAAGAGGAAGAAACAUCCUAAGUCGGCCGAUUCCUUCUCUGUUAGUACUGGUACAUGUACUGCCAGCGUUUUACAACCAAUCGUUGAAACCAACGAAGACCCAGAGUUCGAUCACGAGAAGAGCAGGUUGUAUAGUUCGUUAGUUCAUUUGCCGACGUACAUCAGAGAUGGAGAAAAGAUCCCUGUGGAAGUUUUGGAGUUAUUGGCCAGCAACAAAAACAUUUAUAACAUUCUUUUAGCUAACUAUCCGAAUCUUUUAGUACCAUCGAGGAGUUUCAGCGAUUCAGGUCGCUUAAAUGAAGCUAGUCUGACUUCGAAGCAUGCCAAUACUACGACGCAGUUGUCACCUCCGGCGCUUCUAUGCAAGGAAGAUACCUGGUGGUUGAAAGGAAACCCUACAUCUCCAACGUCGCCUACCCAGAAACCUAUGGCAUCCAAGAAAUUCCCUGCUGCUUUCUUAAAGGACCUACGAAUCCACAGAUUGUCGGUUACUUAUAGAGGUGCCAUGCUAAAUUUAAAAAGGUACCGUUUAAGGGCCAGUUCCUGCCCGGACAUCUACAGAAACUCGAUGACCACGAUUGCUCAAGAAAAGGUUCAGUGGUACGCCGGACUGUGGGACUUUUGGGAUUUGCUGGUGGAUAUGUUCGAUUUCUCCCAUUUUGCCGACUCCAAGUACCUGGUGUUUGCCUUAUCGAAUUUUCUUCUUUACACCUGGUACGACGUGCCGUACGUUUAUUUGACCGACAACGCCAACCAGCUGGGAUACUCUGAGAAGGACGCAUCUAUACUCAUUUCUAUUAUUGGAAUUAUUAAUAUGGUUGGUGAGAUAAUCCUCGGAUGGGCCGGUGAUCGAUCUUGGGCCAACGCCAGCAUCAUUUACGCCAUUUGUAUGGGUCUGUGUGGCGGAGUCAUAGCCUUGAUCCCGUUAAUACAAGGUUACACGAGUCUCUGUCUCAUAUCCGGAGCUUUCGGAUUCUUGAUAGCCGCCAAUUAUUCCCUUACUUGUGUGAUUCUGGUCGAACUGAUUACAUUGGAUCGAUUCACGAACGCCUAUGGAUUGUUGCUGUUAGUACAGGGAUUCGCUAAUUUGAUUGGACCUCCACUUGCAGGCUGGAUAUAUGACAUUACCGGCACCUACCAUCUGUCAUUUUACUUGGCAGGCUUGUUUAUAGCCCUAUCCGGUCUGAUGCUCGUUGUCAUACCCAUCACGAAACGAUACAAGCGAUUCGUCAGAGAGAAGACAUCUUCUGAGGUUUCGAUCAAGGAAUCUUCGCCGAACGAUAACAAAAAUGGCGGCUUUGAGACGCUGGGGGCCAACAAAGAGAGCAUACCUUAAGAAUAUUGCUUAUAGGGGUGAUCUCACAUUCCAUGACAGGCAUUUUAUGUCUCUUGCCAAUAAUUCAGAUAAAUCGAUUUUCCAGAAGUAGACUUAAACAGUGUGUAUUAUUCUGGCGAUAUAAUAAGUAUUAUAGCGAUAUUAGAUAUAUUAUUAAAAAUUUAAUGAUCCCGUUUUGUCUGUAACGAAUUUUCUCGAUUGUUGAUGCCGUACAUUUGUAGAAUUUUUGAUAGCAAAGACAUAAUACUGAUAAUAGAAAAUUUAAGUGAAAUAUUUUUAUUAUCAGUUACAUAUAUGUCUGUUUUUAGAAGUUUCUAAGUAAUACAUAGUGAACUACCUACCUCUGUACUCUGUAUAUAUGGAGCCUAUAUACAAAUUUCAUAAUUGAAUGUCGAAACCUCAGGUCGAUUGUAACAAAAAUUGGCUUUCAAGAAAAUUUUAUAAUUUUACGUCUAUUAUAAAGAUUCGAAAUAACAUUUUAAUUUAAACUUAUUUUAUUUUGUGUGUAUUUAAAUUUAAUCAAUUGUUUUUAUUUGGUAGUUUAUCUUAUAAUAAUCGUGUCAAUAAUUUUUACGUAGAUGGCUGUGUAUUCUUAGUUGUAAUAAUCAAUUUUUUAGAACAAUUUUUCGAAUAAAGUAUUUUGCAAAUUUACUACUGCAAUAUAUCGAUUAAUAGGCUAAUUUUUGAAAGUUUGGCAUUCUAGAUGAUUAGAACAAGAACUCCCAGUGUUGUUAUUGGUACACCUUACAACUAAAUGUUGAUAAGCAUACCUGUGAUUAAAAUUGGCAUAAUUUUCCGAAAUAGCUUACGAAUAUUUAGAUACUUUUUGAGAUUUCGGCGACAUUUUUACAAAAUUAUCCAUUGAGAUAAAGUCUUAAGGCCUUGUCUUAGAUUUAGAUGCCGUAGAUUAAUAGUGUCCUAAUUCUAAUGCCGAUGAAAUGUCAGUAUUUCAGAUUCCAAUGAUUCCUUAAUAUUUUCCGUAAUACUCAAUUCGCAAGUCUGUCAAUCUAGUUCUUUUUUGUCUUGUUUUUACAAUUACUUAUUAUAAGUAUGAUUGAAUUAUGUAAAUACCCGUUCUGUAUUAGAGUUCCGAAAUAAACAAUGCAGUCAU
Molecule: messenger RNA, 4129 nt
Organism: Sitophilus oryzae (rice weevil)
Lineage: Eukaryota; Metazoa; Arthropoda; Insecta; Coleoptera; Curculionidae
Exons: 4
Coding region: 556-3018 (820 amino acids)
Biological process (GO): monocarboxylic acid transport; transmembrane transport
Molecular function (GO): monocarboxylic acid transmembrane transporter activity
Source: RefSeq, a predicted model, not a curated record